Molecule: messenger RNA, 7364 nt
Organism: Scophthalmus maximus (turbot)
Lineage: Eukaryota; Metazoa; Chordata; Actinopteri; Pleuronectiformes; Scophthalmidae
Gene: man2a2
Product: mannosidase, alpha, class 2A, member 2
Exons: 24
Coding region: 1681-5139 (1152 amino acids)
Biological process (GO): N-glycan processing; mannose metabolic process; protein deglycosylation
Cellular component (GO): Golgi membrane
Molecular function (GO): carbohydrate binding; alpha-mannosidase activity
Source: RefSeq, a predicted model, not a curated record
ACACACACACACACACACACACAGACAGAGUCAGGGGCUCCGAGGUCGAGCAACGGACGGCAGCCGAGGGGUUUUAGACGCAAAGUGAACGGUUACCCAGAAAUAUCAGCCACGUCUUAUUGUUGUCAAGCCAAUACUUGCUACCGUCUGUCACAGACCGAGAGAGAGAGAGAGAGAGAGAGAGCGAGCUGCCGAGCUCCUCUCCGGGGGGCUGCGAGACGGACAGCUGUGACCGCCGUCCACACGGACUCACCGUCGCGUGACAGCUGUUAGCACUGACGGUUUACGAACUCUGGACAUGUCGAGCGCCGGAUCGAUAGCUCGCGGACCAGCCGAGUCGCCGUGGUAACUUGACGGGCUCGUCUCCGGUAGCUAGCGCUAGCUUGUUUUUCCGGCAGCACGCCUGGCUCGUAACUCGGGAUGGCGAAAGUUUUACGCGUUUCCCUUUUAUAAAACGGCCAAUGGGACAGUGCAACCUACCGCCUUAACGAGCGGUCGUGUGUCGGGCGCCUACGCGGGAUGAAAAUCUAAUUGCGGGUAUGUGUGUUGCUCUUUUAAGUUUGCUGCAGCGCCAGUGUAGCCUCGGCUAGCUGCCCAGCGUUAGCCCACCUCAAGCCAUUCAAGUUAAACUUCAACGGAGGUUGCCAGACCCCUCAGUCAAUAACCCCCUCCAGGUGUACGUGUUAAAGGGCGGGAUAAUGACCAUCUAAACAAGCCGUCACGUGAGGAAGCCUGAUGGUCUCUAAAGAAGAAGUCGACGUCUUCCUGUUCCUGUUGACACUGAGGGUGUUAUUCGUUCCGGACAGAGCAGACUGCAAGUGGGCAGGUCAUCGUCCCAUACCCCCCCCUCGCUGAAGAAGACCCUCCCGUGUGAUUUCAACUUGGCUGCUUUGAGAUCAAGGACAGACGCCGUGCCCACGCCGCCUCUGUAGAUAUAUAUGCAAUGACUUCAUGCUACAGAGAGUAGAAUGAACACUCGUCUCAUUUUAAUUCCCGGCGCUGCUUUGGGCAGAGUUGGAAGUUGAUGCAGAGAAAAAAAAGCUGCUGUUCUGUGACAAGUUGGCCUUUUUUUUAUUCUGGGCCCUGUUUCUUUGCACUGUCCCAGCAUAGUGUGCAAACUGGUAUGGCGCUGGAGGCCAACUGAGCCAAAAGGGGGACACCCGGCUGCACUGGAGGAUUAGACACUGGACCAGGAGAGCAGGCCCACAGGGACGCACAUCAUGCUGCCGGGACACUAGGCUCCCUGUUCAAGCCCCCUCUGUGUGGCUCUUGGUUUUUUUCUUCUUUUCCUCCAAUCUCAUCGGUUUGGAUGGUCGAGCACAAGGGCGACUUUGAAGGAACCCACCGGUGGCUGUGGUUUGGCCAAAGCUGACAGACAUUUUUUGCCAGCUAAAUGCUGAUUAAGUAUCCUUGUCCACUGCUCCCUUUGCUGUGGUCUCCAGUAUGGUGAGUGGUGUCUGGAGGCAUCGCAGGAGUGGAACUGAACAGUCAGCACUGUUGUAGCUGGUUACUUUCAUUUUUAAAAUUUUGUAUUUUUUUUAUUGCACUGUGGAGGAUUGUGUUCGAAGUUUUCAAGGACUUUUCCCUUUCCCCUCUGUGCCGGAAAAAAACAACCCAGUCAAGGUCAAUUUUUUUUUCCAAAUUUGAAAUCCCGGAAAGAAGACCGAGUUCCAGAGGAGGAUGAAACUGAGGAAACAGGUGACAGUGUGUGGAGGGGCCAUAUUCUGUGUGGCUGUGUUCUCACUGUAUCUGAUGUUGGAUCGAGUCCAACAUGAUCCUGCAAGGCGACAGAAUGGUGGGAACUUUCCACGGAGCCAAAUCUCAGUUCUACAGAACCGGAUAGAGCAGCUUGAGCAGCUCCUGGAGGAAAACCACCAAAUCAUCAGCCACAUAAAAGACUCUGUGAUGGAGCUCACGGACACAGGAGCUGUGUCUCCCAGCGGCCACCUGCCAUUCAGAAGUGCCAAUGGUUCCUGGGUCCUUCCAUUCGAUGGCCGCCCCACUUUCCUUGCUGUCAAACCCCAGGACUGCCAGUUAGCUGUAGGCAACGGAGAUCAAGCAGACGUUCAGAUGCUGGAUGUGUACUCCCUGCUGAAGUUUGACAACCCCGACGGUGGCGUAUGGAAGCAGGGCUUUGACAUCACCUAUGAGGCUGAUGAGUGGGACAAUGAACCGCUCCAAGUGUUUGUGGUCCCUCACUCCCACAAUGACCCGGGUUGGAUCAAGACUUUUGACAAGUACUUCACAGACCAGACGCAGCAUAUUUUAAACAACAUGGUGGUGAAGUUGGCUGAGGAUCCUCGCAGGAAGUUCAUCUGGUCUGAGAUUUCAUUCUUCUCCAAGUGGUGGGAGACUGCUGACAUUCACAAACAGGAGGCUGUACGCAAACUGAUCCUUGGUGGGCAGCUGGAGAUCGUGACAGGAGGCUGGGUGAUGACGGACGAAGCCAACGUUCACUACUUUGCCAUGAUUGACCAGCUCAUUGAAGGACACCAGUGGCUGGAGAGAAAUCUGGGUGUAACUCCUCGCAGUGGCUGGGCAGUAGACCCUUUUGGGCACAGUGCCACUAUGUCCUAUCUGCUGAAGAGAGCCAACCUGACCAGCAUGCUCAUUCAGAGAGUCCACUACACCAUCAAGAAGCACUUUGCCUCCACCCGCAGCCUGGAGUUUAUGUGGAGGCAGUCCUGGGACACCGGAUCGAGCACAGACAUGUUUUGCCACAUGAUGCCAUUCUACAGCUACGACGUGCCUCAUACCUGUGGGCCCGAUCCGAAGGUCUGCUGCCAGUUUGACUUCAAGAGGUUACCAGGUGGUCGGAUCAACUGUCCCUGGAAGGUGCCGCCGAAAGCCAUAGUGGAGGCCAACGUAGCGGAGAGGGCACAAUUGCUCCUGGAUCAAUACCGUAAAAAGUCCAAGCUCUACCGCAGCAAGGUGCUUCUUGUCCCCCUGGGAGACGACUUCCGCUACGACAAGGCCCUGGAGUGGGAUCAGCAGUACAUCAACUACCAGAAGCUGUUUGACUACAUGAAUUCUCACCCAGAGAUGCAUGUACAGGCUCAGUUUGGGACUCUCUCAGACUACUUCAACGCCAUGUACAAAGCAAACGGAGUGGCCCAGGGAUCCAGACCUGCAGACUUCCCGGUGCUGAGCGGGGAUUUCUUUGCCUACGCAGACCGAGAAGAUCACUACUGGACUGGCUAUUUCACCUCUCGGCCCUUUUACAAGAGCCUGGACCGUGUGAUCGAGUCGCACCUCAGGGGGGCAGAGAUCCUUUACAGCCUGGCAGUUGCGAAUGCUCGACAUGUGGGCAUGGACGGACGCUACCCGGUUUCGGACUACGCCCUGCUUGUGGACGCGAGGCGGACCGUUGGUCUCUUCCAGCAUCACGACGCAAUCACUGGCACUGCGAAGGAGAAUGUUGUCGUCGACUAUGGCACCAAAUUACUGCGUUCGCUCAUUGGUCUGAAGAGGGUGAUCAUUAAUGCUGCUCAUUUCCUGGUGAUGAAGAACAAAGAGUUUUAUCGCUUUUACCAGACGGAGCCCUUCCUGGAGACGGAUGAUCGGCGAGCGACUCAAGACUCUCUGCCUCAGCGCACUUUGAUCGAACUGGACCCAGCAGGGCCGAGGUACCUGGUUCUGUUCAACCCCAUAGAGCAGGAGCGGCUGUGUGUGGUGACUGUGUUGGUCAACACCGUCAGGGUGCGGGUGCUCACCGAGGACGGACAGACCCUCCCCGUGCAGCUGAGCGCUCAGUGGAGCUCGGCGAGUCAAAUGAGCGCAGAGGUGUUUGAGGCAACGUUCAUGGUUCGUCUGCCACCUCUGGGUCUGGCCGUUUUCCAUCUCUACGACUCCCCGGACUCGCCCAUGACGCUCCGCUCGGACACCCUGCUCAGGCUGUCUGGGCGCGGUGUCACGGCCCGGGCGGCGGACCCGCUCCCGGUGCGCUCUCGGCAGUCCGACCCUCAAACCUUCUACGUCAGCAGUCAGUCGCUUACGCUGGGCUUCUCCGGAACCACCGGCCUGCUGGAGAGUAUCAAGCGCAAGGACGAUCCCCAGGAAGUGAAGGUUCAGAUGCAGUUUGUGGUCUACGGCACUCGCCCCUCUAAGGACAAAAGCGGGGCUUACCUCUUUCUACCUGACGGAAAAGCAAAGCCCUACCACCAGAAGGAAUCACCCGCGGUGCGUGUCGUGGAGGGGCCUCUCUUCUCCGAGGUGGUGGCGCAUUACCAGCACUUUCAGCAGACCGUUCGCAUCCACAACGUGCCAGGUGUGGAUGGCUUAUCUGCAGACAUCACCACCACGGUGGACAUCAGAGAUCAGACCAAUAAGGAGCUGGCCAUGCGCCUGGUCACUGACAUCCAGAGCGGAGAUGUCUUCUACACGGACCUUAACGGCUUCCAGAUGCAGCCCCGUCAACACUAUCUGAAGCUUCCCCUGCAGGCCAACUUUUAUCCCAUGCCCAGCCAGGCGUACAUCCAGGACAGCCAGCAUCGCCUCACACUGCACACUGCCCAGUCUCUGGGCGUCAGCAGCUUGGAGAGCGGCCAGCUUGAAGUGAUCAUGGACCGCCGACUGAUGCAGGAUGAUAACAGAGGCCUUGGCCAGGGCCUUAAGGACAACAAGAAGACGGUCAACCGCUUCCGACUGCUGCUGGAGAGCAGAUCCACAGGCAACAAGAUGAUGGACAGCACCACGACUAGCUUCCCGUCCAUACUCAGUCACAUGACCAACGCCGUACUGAACCACGAGGUGUUGGCGCUGCCCGUCCUGCCCAAGAGACGCGGCAUCCCACCGCUGCAAACCUUCGCCCCUCUCAAGUCCAUCCUCCCCUGCGACGUCCACCUGCUGAACCUGCGCAGCAUCCAGAGCCAGCAGGACCCCCACUCUCCAUCUCCGUACACGGCCUUGAUUCUUCACCGUCUGGCACUGGAUUGUGGCCUUGAAGCUCAGAAUCUGGGUUUCAACUGCACCACCACUCAAGGACAGCUGAGCGUCUCAGGACUGUUCCGGGACUUGGACCUGCAGCUGCUCCAGCCCAUGUCCCUGACCCUGAUGCACCCCGGCACGCCUCUGGCGAAUGACUCCUCCCUCAGCCUGGAUCCCAUGGAGAUCUCCGCCUUCAAGCUCAAACUUCGCUAAAGAGCCGUGCCGGACAAUACGAGGCAAUAAAAAAAGAAAAGAGAAAAACCCAGCAGAUCCUUGUACUAAGAACCAGGCCCACACGCCGGGGGCCACAGGCGGGGGGGGGGGGGGGGGGGGGGGGGGGGAGUGUCUAGAUUCUCUCCGUUUUGUCGAGCAGAACCACAACCAGGACAGCUCGGAGAGGGAGGGUCUACUGUAACAGGACUGGCUGCACAACAGGGGGCAGGCGAUAGCUUGUUACUGUGGACGUCUCCGAGAGCAGUGAAAAAGAAAAGGAAAAGAAAAAAACCAUCCCUGGUGAACUCGCGGCUCUUCUGAAACAACGGAGACAAACCAGAAAAUGAUCGUCAACAAUACGACCUGGCAUCUGUUCAUCUCUGCAAUCGAACAUGGAACCUUCAUCUUUACUUCUGCUUUGUAAGAACUCGCGUCUUUUUUCUAUCGUCACUCGGCUCCAUCCUGGACUGAACUACUGAAUGUAAAUAUCCCAAAAUGACCAGAGGGGAGGGAGGGGGUGAGACUCGUGCCACGUCUGAGUGCAAUUUACAAAGCUUUAUUUGGUGUAUGCGUUUUUAAAAUGUUAUUUUUCUUUUGAAGAAGUCACACAUUACAGUGCUUUUGUUUCAUGUAUCAAUCUGUCGUUGACUGCAGUUGAUUCUUUUUUUUCCACGACCGACUCGAAUGCAGCAAAGAGAAUGUGUGGUUCUCUCCACCGCCGCUCGCCAGGAGAACCCGCACCGCAGCUCUGUAAGCGACCGUACGUCUGAGUCCAAGAGUUCCACGUCGGACGCCACAUAAUAAUAACAACAAUGUGAUCAUAAAUCAUAACGGACGACUGUUGACCUUCUGACCGCUGGUUCCUUCUUGUAGAUAGUUCAAAGACUUCAGUUCCCCCCUCUCUUCUUUUCCUGUGCUAUACCUCAUAUAUACCACAAUGCAGACGACCGUAUGUGUGUCUGCAGAGGAUGAUGAUGAUGUGAAUUUUGAUUUUAUUUUUUUGGUGGUGGUUUGUUUUUGAGGUUACAGUGUCUACACUAUCAGGGACCACUCAUCGAUCAGUGUGGGUGUCUGUGUUGAGCUGUGCGUCACGCUUCCUGUUGUCUCAAAGUGAAAGGGCCAGUUCGACCCGACUUUACACAAAGUGUUAUUUGCCCAUGGUGAAAUCUUCCGAUAUUUGAAUUGCACUGGAGCAAAUACAAAUAAUCAGAGAAUAUUUGGUGGUUUUGCUUAAUUAAUUGAUGGGAGAAGAUGUUGUUAUCAAAAUUUCUGAUUUUGUUUAAUUUGACCAUUACAACACUAAUUGUGAAGAAGAAUUUAAUGACAUUUUGGUGUGCUCAAUUAAUUACAAUUUUAGUUCAAAAAAAGGAAAAUGCAACAGCAACACAAAGGACUUAACUAAUUCCAAGCAUUUUUGAGAAUCUUUUUUUUUUGUUCAACCUGGAACAGUGACCAAAUUAAGUAUUCUCUUAAACAAGAACAAGAGUUUUGAGUGUCCUGUUGAUGCAAACUACGACAAAGAAAACAAAGGAGCUUGUGGUAUGUGGUGAGACGGUUCAGGAUCACAUCAGGAACAUUUUAGAAAAUCCUUUUUGCUUUGUAUUUCAAAUGUGUUUAUUGGCGACGUGACUCUGGGGUGGUGGACUACAUUGUUCUGCACCAUUUAUUGUUUGCCAAGUACAACUGACAGUGGACCAGCUGGUACGUUUUGGACAAUGGUUCCAGAAAGAGACGAUGUUGAUUUUUUCCCUUUUUUUUUUUUUAGAGAUGGUUUUCUUAAAAAAUCUUCUGCAUCGUUACAUUCCACAAGAAUCACAUUUUGUGUAAUUUGGGCGAACUGACCCUUUUUUAAAAUGAGUUGGAUUGAAUGAUACACAGGAUCCUCAACACAAGAAGAAUACGUUUCUUCAAAUGAGCUGCAUUUCUUCCCCACUGCAUCAUGAUUUGCACUUUCUCCUGUCAUUCCCUACAACCUUGUCAUAACUUUCUCCCCCUGCUGUUUCAGUCUCUGUAAAAAUGUCUUCUUUUCUUUUUCAAUUGUCUUUUUUACAAUAUAAUGUGAGACCUGUUUGUAGCGCUGUUUUUUUUUUUUAUUUCUGUUCGUUUGUUCAGAGGUAAUAUAUGAAGUCGAGGUCUCUUCUGUGUUUGUUUUAUUCAUGAUGGAUCAAAGCUGCGGUAGAACUACAGAAGAGAUGGGAAGUGAAUUAAAAAUCUAAAAAUACAAA